Parascedosporium putredinis is the source of this 1485-nucleotide messenger RNA. Lineage: Eukaryota; Fungi; Ascomycota; Sordariomycetes; Microascales; Microascaceae. The record is from the annotation of a GenBank genome assembly.
AUGGCCGAAGCUGCUCUCAAGCCGGAGAAGGACUUCUCCAAGCAGGUUGACGAGCUGCUUCCCAAGGCCGAAGAACUCGCCCAGGUACAUAUCUUCUACCACGAUACCGACUUGCAAGGGGCUGUUGAAAAGCUCGGCGCCCUCGAGAAACAAACACGUCAGGCAUCCGAUCUUGCAUCCACAUCGCGAGUACUCAUCGGGGUCGUUACGAUAUGCAAAAAUGCGGGCGAUUGGAGCUUGAUGAACGACCAAGUCCUGGUGCUCUCCAAGAAGCAUGGGCAGCUCAAACAGGCCAUCACCCGAAUGGUUCAGACCGUUAUGAAAUUCCUCGAUGAGACGCCUAACCUAGAAACGAAGCUUUCCGUCAUCGAAGCCCUGCGUACCGUCACCGAGGGCAAGAUUUUCGUCGAAGUCGAGCGUGCGCGCGUGACCAGAAUCCUCUCCGAUAUCAAGAAGGAACAGGGCGAUGUAAAGGGUGCCACCGAGGUUCUCUGCGAGCUUCAAGUCGAAACCUUUGGCUCUAUGGAUAGGAGGGAGAAGGUCGAGUUCAUCCUGGCCCAGGUCGCCCUCUGCAUUGAGAUUGGCGACUGGACCCAGGCGGGCAUCCUCAGCCGCAAGAUCAGCACCAAAUACCUCGCGCGAAAACUAAAGAAGACUGCCGAGCAGCUCGAGAAGGAAAAGAAGGAAAAGGAGAAGAGGAGGCUUCGAGGAGAGGAUGUUCCCGACGAAGUUGUGGAUGACGUGACGGAUCUCAAGCUCCGAUAUUACGAGCAACAAAUCAUCCUGGCCAAGCAUGACAGCAAGUACCUUGACGUCUGCAAGCACUACAGACAGGUCCUGGAUACGGAGGCUGUGGAGGAGGACCCUUCCAAACUUCAUCCGGUUCUGCAACGAAUCAUUUACUUCGUCAUCCUUGCCCCCUAUGAUAAUGAGCAGCACGACCUCCUACACCGAAUUCUCCGGGACACCCGAAACUCUCAAGUUCCCCUUGAUGCCGAGCUCCUGAAGCUUUUCACCGUCCACGAACUUAUGCGCUGGCCCGAGGUCUCGAAGAAGUUUGGACCUCAUCUCUGCGACACGGACGUCUUCGAUGUCAAGGAGGGCUCCGACGAGGAGGCCCAUCAGCGAUGGAAGGAUCUCCGAAAGCGAGUCAUUGAGCAUAACGUCCGUGUUGUUGCCAAGUACUACACUCGUAUCCAGAUGGGCCGCCUCACUGAGCUCCUGGAUCUCGCCGAGGACGAGACGGAGAAGUAUAUCAGCGAGCUGGUCACAUCCAAGACCGUAUACGCCAAGAUUGAUAGGCCUGCGCGGAUUGUCAGUUUCGCCAAGCCUCGUGAUGCGGACGACAUCUUGAACGAGUGGAGUUAUAACAUGAAGAGCCUAUUGGGCUUGCUCGAAAGGAUUGACCAUCUCAUUACCAAGGAGGAGAUGAUGGCUAAUAUCCAAGCCAAGUCAAAAAGGCGAGGGGCUGACAAGGACUUCUGA